Eimeria necatrix is the source of this 3357-nucleotide messenger RNA. RefSeq lists its product as hypothetical. NCBI's taxonomy places the organism in Eukaryota, Apicomplexa, Conoidasida, Eucoccidiorida, Eimeriidae. The record is from RefSeq and is a predicted model, not a curated record. The coding region runs from base 1 to 3357 and encodes 1118 amino acids. The transcript is spliced from 2 exons.
AUGACCCGAGGCCCUUCGCUUCUGUGGGCCCUCGCCCUCUUUUCUGGGAUUUCCGCUUGGGGGGCCCCUUCAACUCCUCCGGUAAGUUUUGCUGCUGCUGCUGCUGCUGCUACUGCUGCUGCUGCUGCUGCUGCUGCUGCUGCUGCUGCUGCUGCUGUUUCUGUCGCUUUGUUUUCUGCUGGUUUUACACUAUCUGCUGCCGCCUUACUUGCUGUUGCUGCUGACGCUGUUCGGCCCGCUCUUGCUGCUGCUGCUCUGCUUGCUGCUGCUGCUGCCCCUCUACUUCCCGCUGCUGCUGCUGCUGCUGCUGCUGCUGCUGCUGCUGCUGCUGUUUGCUUCCAGGAAGGCGACUUCUUAGGAAACUUAUUAUCUUCUUCCUUUCUAGGGUCACCUCACCACGAAGGGUCUUCUCCUUUAAACUUAUUUGGAAGUCCCCUGGGGGGCCCCCCGGGGGGCCCCCCGGGGGGCCCCCCGGGGGGCCCCCCCCCUGCGGGGGGGCCCCCCUCUGGGGGCCCCCCGUCUGCUGGGGGGCCCCCCGCUGGGGGGCCCCCCUCGGGGGGCCCCCCAGGGGGGGGGCCCCCCGAGGGGCCCCGCUCUGGGGGCCCCCCUGAGGGUCUUUCUGCUGUUGGCAACAUUUGGCAAGAAGCAGCAGAUGCAGCACAGAAGCUAAUUGAUGGUUUGUCUAAUAGUUUGAAGACAGGAGAGCAGCAAGCUGCAGCAAAAGAAGCAGAGGGGGGCCCCCUGCAGCAGCAGCAGCAGCAGCAGCAGCAGCAGCAGCAGGAGGAAAGUGCUGCUGCUCCAGGGGGGGCCCCCAUCUCCACUCGCCCAAUGAGCUUCUUGCACGGAGACGAAGAGGAGGAGUUUUACUUUGCUGCUGAGGAAGCAGAUGCAGCAGCAGCAGAUGCAGCAGCAGCAGCAGCAGCAGCAGAAGCAGAGGCCACUGCUGCUGCUAAAAGACAUUCGUGGGAUACGCGCAGCUGGCAGGGGGCCCCUGCUGCUGCUGCUGCUGUUGAGGACAUGCUUGUGAGCCCCAUAGACCAGCAGCAGCAGCAGCAGCAGCAGCAGCAAACAGCAGCAGCAGCAGCAGCAGCAGCAGCAGCAGCAGCAGAAAAGAGCUGCUCCCUGCUAGAUACAGCAACUGCAGCAGAGGCUCUUUCCUGCUACAUACAAAAGAUGGGCUAUACACUAUCUGCUGAGGAAGCAGCAGCAGCACGAGCAUCCAUAUUAGCUGCUGCUGCUGAGUUUCCUGCUGCUGCUGCUGCUCACGUGGCAGCAGCAAAGCGCCGCAUGGAGCAGGCGCUCUCCCGCUGGAGGGCGACCAGCAGCAGCAGCAGCAGCAGCAGCAGGAGGCAGCAGCAAAAAGCAGCAGCAGCAGCAGCAGCAGACAAACCCUUCGACUCUGCUUCUUUCAUGUCCCGGGCUGUGCUGCAGGCGCAGCGGCGCAUGCAGGGGCUGCGUGCUGCAGUGCUGCGCGACAGCAGCAGCAGCAGCAGAGGCGACAGCCGCAAACGCGCAGCAGCAGCAGCAGCAACAGCAGCAGCAGCAGCAGCAGCAGCAGCAGCAGCAGGCUGGUGGGAAGCAACAGGCCUUCCGCUCACUCGGGCGGAAAUGCACAGAAGGGUCUGCGCAGUGUACAGCCAGCAGCUGCCCCACAGCUUAGACGAGCUGCUGCAGGCCCUGCGGCUCUCCCUGCAGCAGCAGCAGCAGCAGCAGCAGCAGCAGCAGCAGUGGGGCCCCAGCAGCAGCAGCGAGGAGGCCCUCGAGGGGAGGGUCUUGGAGGCCCUCCUCACUGCCCUCAAGGCGGGAGACUUUGCUGCUGCUGCUCGGCCCUGGCCGCAGCAGCUGCGCGAGCAGGUGGCUACUUACUACUACGCCCAGCAGCAGCAGCAGCAGCAGCAGCAGCAGCAGCAGCAGCAGCAGCAGCACGUCUUGCACAGCGAGGAGGGCCUAGCAGCAGCUUCAGAUAUAGUGGAAUCUCUUUUCUUCCGCCGAAGGCUUGCUGCGGGGGCCCCCUCAAUGGGGCCCCAUCCCCUGGGGGCCCCCCUGGGGGCCCCCCUGGGGGCCCCCCUGGGGGCCCCCCCCCUUGGGGGCCCCCCCCUGGGGGGCCCCCUUCUUGGGGGGCCCCCCUCAGGGGGGCCCCCCGCGAGCCCCUGGCUGCCGCAGCUGCUGCUGCUUGCUGCUGAAGGAGACAAGGCCUUUGAUGUCUUUCUUUUGUCUCCUACGGGGGCCCCUGCCUUUUGCAGUGCUGCUGCGUCGCUGCUGGCUGCAGUAGCAGCAGCAGCGGGCCAGCAGCAGCAGCAGCAGCAGCAGCAGCAGCAGCAGCAGCAGCAGCAGCAGCAGCACGUCUACUCAGCUAGCCAGCUAGCUGCGCACAAAAACAUGAGGGCCCUUAUAGAAGAAAACCCUUUGCUGCUGGAAGAGACCCUGCAGCAAGUCUCGCAGCAGCAGCAGCUGUGGGCCCUUGUUGCAGUGUCUCUACACCCCGAGAAGGUCACGGGGGUCUCCGAUUUGCUGCGGGUCCUGGCGAAAGCUGAGCAGUUUGCUGCUGCUGCUGCUGCUGCUGCUGCCACAGGCGAGGUGCAGCAGCAGCAGCACCAGCAGAUCGUGCGCGGCCUGCUGGAGCUCUUCCACGCAGACAACAGCAGCAGCAGCAGCAGCAGCAGCAGCAGCAGCAGCAGCAGCAGCAAGGGGCUGCCUCCCGUGGCUAUCUACGCGGAACUCAUAGUCAGAGACACAAAAGGAGAUAUUAUUUUUGGGCCUUCUGAAAUGCUUUGCCCCCACGCCUCAGUGCCUUUUUCGCUUCUCCGCCUGCCGCAGCAGCAGCAGCAGCUGCAGCAGCAGCAGCAGCAGCAGCAGCAGCAGCAGCUAGAGAAGCCUGUUGUGUCCCCAGCAUCUGAGCUAAGCAGCGCUCGGGGGCUCCUGGGGCCCCUGAUGCCAGAAGGCAGAGAAGGGCAAAUUAACAGCUGUUGCUUGGUAAGAAGUUUGCUGCUGCUGUUGCUGCUGCUGCUGCUGCUGCUGCUGCUGCUGCUGCUGCUGCUGCUGCUGCUGGUGCUUAGCGGGGUCUGCUCUGCUGUCUGUGUCUGCGCGCUAGGGGGCCCCUUAUGUGUUGCUGCUGCGCGUCGCUGGCCCUGGGCCCUCGCUGGCAGCAGCAGCAGAAGCAGCAGCAGCAGCAACAGGAGACGCAGCAGCAGCAGCAGCAGCAGCAGCAGCACGGGAGGCCGAGAUGGCUUAUGUGCUGGGGUGUAUAGCCAGCACGUUAGAAACCCCUGUUGCUGCAGUGCAGCUCUGCGCAGUCACAAGAGACAGGAGGCGCUUCGCCUUCAGGUAAGCCUCGAGGGUUUAGGGUUUAGGGUUUAG